Molecule: messenger RNA, 6484 nt
Organism: Vicugna pacos (alpaca)
Lineage: Eukaryota; Metazoa; Chordata; Mammalia; Artiodactyla; Camelidae
Gene: PTBP3
Product: polypyrimidine tract binding protein 3
Biological process (GO): mRNA processing
Cellular component (GO): nucleus
Molecular function (GO): RNA binding
Source: RefSeq, a predicted model, not a curated record
UUAUAGCAGUCGGUUUAAAGCGGGGAUCUGAUGAGCUUCUUUCUUCUGGCAUCAUUAACAGACCCUUUACCAUGAACAAUUCCACUUCUUCUACAGGUGUGUAUGCUAAUGGGAAUGACAACAAGAAAUUUAAAGGAGAUAGACCUCCCUGUUCACCUUCCCGUGUUCUCCAUCUUCGCAAAAUUCCAAGUGAUGUUACUGAAGCAGAGGUCAUAUCAUUAGGUCUACCAUUUGGCAAAGUAACUAAUCUUUUGAUGUUGAAAGGAAAAAGCCAGGCUUUCUUAGAAAUGGCUUCUGAGGAAGCUGCUGUUACUAUGGUGAAUUAUUACACUCCUGUUACUCCUCACCUUCGAAGUCAGCCUGUUUUUAUUCAGUAUUCCAAUCACAGAGAACUUAAGACUGACAAUCUACCUAAUCAAGCUAGAGCCCAAGCUGCACUGCAGGCUGUUAGUGCUGUUCAGUCAGGAAAUCUGGCGCUUCCUGGAGCUCCCACCAAUGAAGGCACAGUCCUACCUGGGCAGAGUCCUGUGCUCCGAAUAAUUAUUGAAAACCUCUUUUAUCCUGUUACUCUGGAAGUUCUUCAUCAGAUAUUUUCUAAAUUUGGCACAGUCUUAAAGAUUAUCACCUUUACAAAGAAUAAUCAAUUUCAAGCCUUGCUUCAGUAUGCUGACCCAUUGAAUGCACAUUAUGCCAAAAUGGCUCUGGAUGGCCAGAAUAUCUAUAAUGCAUGCUGCACUCUGCGUAUUGACUUCUCCAAGCUCACCAGCCUUAAUGUGAAAUAUAAUAACGACAAAAGCAGAGACUUCACUCGCUUAGACCUUCCUACUGGUGAUGGCCAGCCAUCCCUUGAACCCCCUAUGGCUGCUGCUUUUGGUGCACCAGGUAUAAUUUCCUCACCAUAUGCUGGGGCUGCUGGAUUUGCCCCAGCCAUUGGAUUUCCUCAAGCUACAGGUCUGUCAGUCCCGGCUGGACUAGGUCCUGGAGCUCUUGGUCCUCUCACAAUCACCUCCUCUGCUGUCACUGGAAGGAUGGCCAUCCCUGGAACUAGUGGAAUUCCGGGAAAUUCCGUUCUGCUUGUCACCAACCUUAAUCCUGAUCUUAUCACACCACAUGGACUUUUUAUCCUAUUUGGAGUAUAUGGUGAUGUACAUCGAGUGAAGAUAAUGUUUAAUAAGAAAGAAAAUGCCUUGGUUCAGAUGGCAGAUGCAAAUCAAGCUCAGCUAGCAAUGAACCAUCUGAGCGGACAGAGACUGUAUGGGAAAGUGCUUCGUGCUACUCUGUCCAAACAUCAAGCAGUUCAGCUUCCUCGAGAGGGACAAGAAGACCAAGGUCUGACUAAGGAUUUUAGCAAUAGUCCUUUGCAUCGUUUUAAAAAGCCUGGAUCUAAAAACUUUCAGAAUAUUUUUCCACCAUCAGCCACUCUGCAUCUUUCCAACAUCCCCCCCUCUGUUACAGUGGAUGAUCUGAAGAACCUUUUCACAGAAGCUGGAUGUUCAGUGAAGGCUUUUAAAUUUUUUCAGAAAGAUCGCAAAAUGGCACUCAUUCAGUUGGGAUCUGUGGAAGAAGCAAUCCAGGCCCUCAUUGAGCUUCAUAACCAUGACCUUGGAGAAAAUCACCACCUCAGAGUUUCCUUCUCAAAAUCUACAAUCUGACUUUUCUGUGAAUUUUUCUCCUAAGGCUGGACCAUAAUUUCAGUAAAACCUUCAGACAUAGACUGAAGCACUCAAGACCAAUUCUGCCUCUUUCACAAAAAUAACUUUCUGAAUUUGAUAUUCGAGUAUGUUUAAAAAAUCACGGGAUGUUCUCUUUUCCCAUUUUUUUCCCCUGCGAAUUUGUGAUCAAAGGUGUGUUUUUCUUUUGUACCAUAGUUUCUAUGAAAAUAACCUUCAGGAAAAAAAAUUUUUUUGAAUAAUUUAAUUCCCUAUAUUAAAUUGAAUUUCAAGAGGACAGACUUUCUUUUAGUUUGGGUCCAGAUCAGCCUUAUACAACAUUUCUAACCUUCUUUGUACUUUGAGAAAUUCAAACGUACAGACUUUUUAAAUUACUUGAUGCAAGUAAUUUAAAUUACUUACAACCAAGUUUUUAACUUUAUGAUUCAGAAGUUUGACUCCUGUGGCAAAUUAUGUUCAUGUAUAAGUUACAUCAAUUAUUUGGCAUAUAUUGAUACUUACAAUACAUAAACAAAUUGGGUUGUAUUGGAAGCAAGUUUAUAAACAUGAAUGUUUUCUUUCCAUUUUUUUUUCACUCUAAGACACUCCUUUGCGUAUCUUUGACUUUCUAAGACUAUUUGGAAAAUGAAGUGUCUCAACUGUCUCUUGGAAAAUUAAGUGGAAUCCAAUCAGAAUCUGUUAAGAUGUCAGAAUAAUUAAUAAUUUUAUUAGGAAAAAUUAUGUUUUAAAUUUCAAAAUGACACUUACUUGCCUAGUAAUAUAAUAUGAUCUUGGAAAAUUUAAAAAGAAAAAUAAUCCUACUUAUAAACUACUUUUUUAUAAUUGUUUUCAGAAAAAAGUUUACAGUCUUAAGGAAAAUAUUCAGGUCUAUCAUAUGGUUUGACAGAUUUUUAAAAGUUAUUUUUGGUAAGGUCUUCUUUUAGAAAAAAAUUAAUCUCAAGGGUUUUUUGUACCACUAUAAUCUCUAAUACUUAUUCAGAAUUACUGUGUAUUUACUUAAUUUCUUAUUAUGUGCCUUAUUAUGUGCUUAUGAUACAAUAGGUUAGAGUUUUAUCUAAGUAUCUUGAAAGCUAUAUUGUGGGCUUGGUGAGCGUUUGUUUUUUCUUUCCCUGUUUUGGUAAGGAUUUUGAAGUUUUUUUUUAAUUGCAGUUUUAAGUGGUUUUCAGUAAGUAAUAGUUUCUAUUCAAAUUUUUGGUGCUUUGGUGUAGAGAUGGGGUGGAGACGGGUGAAUGGUUUUGGGACUAACUCAGUGCACACCUGUAGGCCUCUUCACAUGGUGACCAGCAGUGGUCAUUGCCAGUAAUAGCAUACCAGUUUGGGGCUAUAAAAUGCAAGCUCAGUUUCUGGAUCUUGUCUGAUCUUUAUCACCCAUUAGAAUUUGUCUCAGGAUUACUUGAUUUUUGUCAUAGACUUAAGUGAGAACUUGCUUUUCUUUGUUCGUGUAACUCCAUUCCUGAGUGCCCACAUACAUGGAGUAUGAGAAGGUGGGUUCUUUCUCAUACUCUGUCUCUGUUUUUGGUUGAAUGUAAUAGUACGUUUUAAUGUUGCUUCAGUGAUUGUAUAAUGUAAAAUUGUUUCUUUUUAAUUAGAUAAUUUGCUUUUGUUAAUUAUUCCUUCAGUGCUUGAUCAAAUUUUUUUAAAGCAGAAUUUGUUAAAAGGGUCAUUUUGUCCACCCCUUUUACACUUUUCAGAUUCUCAGAGUGGCUCAUCUCACCUUUUAAAAGAAUAUCUCAAUCUCUUUGCUACAUUCAAGCCUUUAAUUUGAACACAGGAAGGUUUUUACAAAAGAAAUUUUAUAGAAAAUUAGAGACUACAAGAGAUUUAGGUUGUUAAAAAGCAUAGUUGGUGGAACACAAAAGAGGACACCACAUUGAGUCCUUUCAAAUUGACCCAUUUUAGUACUGGCUGAAUAAAUAGAUGUAAUCAUUUGUCUAGUUUUUAUUUUUUCACCUAUGAAAAAUAUUUUCACCAAAACAAAGAGUAAGAAGGGAGGGGAGAAAAGUUUUUUUCUGUUAAGAAAUCUCCUAAAAUUGGCUUAAUUUUUUUCCUUCCAUACAGGCACUAUUGUAAUUUUCAAUGGCAUAUUAAAUUGGAUUAUUUCUUCUUCUUUUUUUUCUUUUUUUUUUUUUUUUGAGUUAACUGUGUAGUUUUAAAUCUUGAUACUCAUAACAUUCAGUGCAAGUGUAGCAAAACUGUAGCAGAAUGGAGAUCAUAAUGGUGUUGAAUGUAAUUUUGAAGUAGGGAAUGGCCUUUAUAUCUGAGAACAUUUGAAUCCUUUUCAGGGAUUUGUGUGUGUAUAUACAUACAUACACUGUUCUUAUGUUGUACAUACAUAUGCAUAUUACAUACAUUAUAAUUUAUUGACGAAAUAAAUCAAAUUAAGAUUUGGAAGAUGAGAUAUUCUUGUUUAAAAUCGUUGUGUUUGGAACCGUCAAUUUGUGUCUAAAAUUAGCUGUAGCACAUGGAUGUUGUCCAUAUUGGGCUACUUGCUCUUGGAAUUAUAGAGGUCUACAGUAUUUGUGUUGGUAUAGUUUCUGUAAAAAGAUUUUAAAAUAUCAGGGUAGUGGAAAAAUUAGAUCUUUGUAUUUUUGUUUGGCAUGCAUUUAUUUGAUAUCUUCUAAUAAGCACUGUUUGUUUUCACUGUUGAGCUGUCAUAGUAUCCUAUUUUUAAGUUUAUUUACUUUAUUUUAAGGAGUAUUGUCUUACCACUUUUGGAGGUGUCUGACUUUGACACAACAUAUGUAUAUAUUCAGGACUUUAAAAAAUAGCAGUACACGUUUAACAGUAGCAAUUUAUGCCAAAAAGUUUUACUUUGAGAUUUAAAUCACUUACAUUACAGUAAAUUGUGUUUUGUGUGAGAUACAAAUAGAAAAAUGACCCAGUAUCUUAAUUUGAUACCUUACUAGAGAGUAUCAGAAUUACACAGUAGCUCCUACAAAAUGCCAUAAAUUCAUUCUAUAAUGCCAUUUGUAGUGGUGUUUCUGAUUUUGUUGUUGAAAGUUGCAGAUCUCUCUGUUUUAGAGACACAGUUUCUGCCUGCCUAAUUCGUUAUGGAAUUAUAAAGUAAUGCCUCCUUUGGCUCCACCUAGAAUGGUGGCCAUAGGUUCUGUUUCGUCUGAUUGGAAGAACUCUCAUGAAUGUCUCUGUUCAGUUUUAUAUAAACUUUUCAAAGCUUCCAUGUCACUGGACAGCAGAGUUUAUACACUGAGUAUAUUAUCAUGUAAUUCCUCUUCUGUUCCCACUAAAUAUUUCUGCACAAAAGAUGACAAGCUCAAAAGUAUGUGUUUUUCUCUCCAAUGAGUCACUUAAAACUAAGUCUGCAGAACUAUCAGCCCAUCUCUUAGAGAAAACCUAAUGUGUACUGCUAUUUUUAAAACCAAAAAGACAGCAUGACUACGCGUAAAAAGCAUUUUUCUUAGCCUUUCUUUUGUCUUGAUAUGUUAACAAGAAUAAAACUGCCGGACUUAAAAUAUUCUACUAUUGUGCUAGAAGAAAUACAGUUUAGACUGCAUGAAACUUUUCCUUGAAAGAAAAUAUAACUCAGCUGUCUUUUAAGAGCUGGUUAUCUACAAGACUAUUUGCAGUCUUUUUUCAGAGCAAAUUUUAACAGCUAGUUGUGAAUGGUUUAAAAAAUAGAAAAUUACUAAAAUAAUAGUUUUGGGGGUUUUAUAGAGGGAGAAAAACAACACAGGACCAAAGUUUAUGUGCCUUCUUCAGUAGUCUUAAUUGAUCUUUUCUUCCUAUUUGAGACUAAGGUAGUAUCAGUAUUCUGGUUUUCAGGAAAUGUAUACUAUAUAGUUUUAAAAGAAUGUUAUCCCACAGACCAUCCAUUCAAGCAAACAAUUGUAACUGUAAAGUAGAGUCUCAGUUACACGUUUUGUCUUUAUCACAUAAUAGUCAUUGUAUAGCAUCGUGCAGGUCCGAGAACAGAGCUGCUCUAAAUCUUUGUGGUAGUCAUCUUAGUUUCUGUAACCUGAGGCAUAUGUUCCAGAGAGCAGGGAUACUUGUCUGGUCCAGUGGCCUUGGUGUUAAUAGUCAUGAUUGAAAGCUGCUUAUGGCAAGCUGAAAUCAGCACUGCAAACAGAUUUUUGUUGUUGUCUUGUUAUUUUUAGUUCUUGAAUCUAUGUAGUCGUUACAACAACAAAUAUUUAAAUAGCUAUUUUUGAUGUCAUUUAAAAAAAAUCAUACUCUGGCCUUUUUUCUCCUUACCAUUGUUUACCCAGAUCUUUAAAAAAAUUCAUCCGACAUUCAGAAAGUACUAAUUAUAAAGAUUGCUGACCAAGCAAAGUUUUGCAUCAAAAUGUCACCUCAUUGCUCUGACCAAAGACUGACUGUUCUGGUUUAACUCUUCUCUGUUAAACAUUGUUUUCCCAAGCUCCUUUCUGAAAGAAGACCCAGUGCAAAGCGGCCUUUAUUUUCUAUUUCCUAUCGGUGAAUAGACUACUUAGAGAAAAUGGGAGUUUAAAUGUGAACAGAAUGGAUUAGGAUGACAAGAGUUUGAUGGGUUUUUUCAGUACUGUAUUUAAGAAAAAAAAUAGCACAGCUAGGAGCCUCUGAUGUUGUCUAGUGUUUUACGUGGUCUGUUCAUAAAAUCCCCUUUUUUCAGUUUAUAAGAAUGUUCAUCUAACAGAAGAAAAUGCUGUAAAUAUUUGUAACAACAUUUUUUUUAACCAGGCCAAAAAAGGAAAAAAAAAAACGGUUUUUGGGAACAAGUUAACAUAUAAAGUGAUUUUAUAUAAAACAUCAGUUGUCUUGUAUAUUUUGAUAAGCAACAGAACCAGCUUUUAUUUGUAACACAGUUUGUGGCAUUGGAA